AUGGAUGCACAUGCGCUGCUUUCCUCCCAAGGAUGGCGAGGCACCGGACACUCCCUGCAUAAAACCGACGACUCAAUUGGACUUGCGAAACCUCUGCUACUGAAUCGCAAAGACAAUACUCGCGGACUGGGCCAGAAGCAACAUUUCACAAGCGACCAGUGGUGGAUGAACGCAUUUGAUGAGCAACUCAAGGGUAUUGAUACAUCCAAGAAGGGGAAAGUGGUCCAGACUGUCACGACUGGCAAGCUGAACGCCCUCGAGAAGAAUCUCGGCAAAUACUCCGUAUACACGACCUUCGUACGAGGCGGAUUCCUCGAAGGAACAAUAGACAAGCUCACGAUCAACGACUCGAGCACGGAGUCAUCCGAAACUGAAUCCAGUGAUCAGCAAGAAGGCGACAAGUCUGAUAAGGACAAGCCUCGGAAAGAGACCAAGGAGGAGAAGAAAGCCCAAAAGGAAGCAAAGAGGAAGCGAAAGGAAGCGCGGGCCGCGAGAAGGGCCGAGAAAGCAGCGCGCCGAGAGCUCAAGUCCAAGUCGAAAAAGUCUUCCAAAUCCUCCAAGUCCUCCAAGUCCUCAGCAGAAUCAAGCGACGCAGACGAGGAGAAAAAAAGACGGCGCGCAAAGAAAGAAGAGAAAAGGAGGCAAAGAGCUAAAGAGGCCGGGAAAUAG
Fusarium subglutinans is the source of this 669-nucleotide messenger RNA. RefSeq names its product DNA-directed rna polymerase ii subunit rpb1. NCBI's taxonomy places the organism in Eukaryota, Fungi, Ascomycota, Sordariomycetes, Hypocreales, Nectriaceae. Bases 1 to 669 code for a protein of 222 amino acids. The transcript has a single exon. The record is from RefSeq and is a predicted model, not a curated record.